GAUGAGACAUUCGCGAGGGUUUUCUUUUCUUCUCAAAACGUCUUGCAAAAUCUCGAGAGACGAGACGACUCUGCAACAAGAUAAACACACAAACAGCCUGAAGAAGAGAUUGAAAUUAGAUAGAUAGAACAAACUGUAUCUAUAAUUCAAUCAACACUAGUAUAGUAUGUAUCCGUCUCGAGGGACUGGCAGUAACUAUGGUCAGCCGCAGCCAGCUAAACCCUACGAUUCUCAAUCCGCUUAUCGCCACAACUUGGCAGCGGCCUAUUCUGCAAGUGCAGGUGGAGGGCCAGAUGAGUCUUCUCAGCUAUCUAUGGCUUCACGCCAUUCAUCUAUGCUCGGGGGUGCUAGUUCCCAUGAAGCAGCAGAUAUUAGUGGAGGAUAUAGAGCUCAUCUCUCUGCUGCAUCCCAUUAUGGUGGGCAGUACAGCUCAGUGUACGGUUCAGCUGCUUUAAGCAGUACCCAGCAGCAUUCUGCCCAAAGUGGCAAGGGGGCUGCACCUACUGCUUUGGAAAGUCGACGUGGUUAUAGCUCAACGAUAUCAGACUCACCUAAAUUUGUAUCUAGUGACUAUGUCUCCUCAUCAAUCCAUGGAUAUGGUCAGAAAGGUGAUCAACUAUAUGUGGAUAAGCUUUCUGAUUAUCCAUCAAUUGACAGACGUCAGUAUGGUGAGCGAUCAAGUGCCUAUAUUGGUAGGGAACAAAAUGAAUCAACUGGCCGGUAUGGAGAUUCACUUGGUUUUACGCAUCAACAUCAGACAGAUUUGUAUGAUCGCUUGGACCAGGCAUCAGUGCUUCGACAUGAACAGAUGCUAAAGGUUCAGUCGCUGCAAUCUAAUCCUCUUGAUGGGGGUUCUAGACAAGCUGAUUAUCUUGUGACAAGGGGUGCUGGCAUUCGUCAUCCAGCUGACGAUCUUAUGUCUUAUGCUAGUAGAGUGGAUGCUGAUCCACGCAAUCUAACAGCUUUAAGCGGUUCAUCGCAUGGUGGACAACAACUUGCUCCAUCGAUUUUAGGGGCUGCGCCAAGAAGAAAUGUCGAUGAUCUUGUUUACGCUCAAAGCUCUUCAAAUCCUGGUUAUGGAGUUAGCCUGCCUCCUGGGAGGGACUAUGCUACAGGAAAAGGGUUUCACGGUGCUUCACUUGAGUCUGAUUAUACUGGUAGCUUGUUGUCACGUGGGAGUCUACCAAGAAUAGAUGACCGGAAAGAUGAGAGAGGUGGAUAUGCUCGGGAGGUUGAAAGAAGAGACGAGGAACGGCGCAGGGAUCUCUUGCGUGAGCGUGAAAAGGAACGAGAAAGGGACAAGGAAAGAGAACGGGAACGUGAGCGUGAAAGGGAGCGAGAAAGAGAAAGGCAACAAAGAAGGGAGCGUGAACGACGAGAAAAAGAGAGAAAUCGGGAGAUCAAGCAUGGAUCUGAAGUGAAACGUGAACGAACUCCCGCAAGACUCUCUAGGGAUCGACGUGGUUCCUCAUUGUCGAAAGAAGCGAGACCUUUACGACGAGUUUCACCACGUCAUGAAGUCGUACAUAGGCGCCCCUCACCUGUCAAAGAAAUACGAAGAGAAUAUGUAUGCAAGGUCUACUCCUCAAGUUUGGUAGAAGUUCAGAGGGAUUAUUUAUCAAUGGAUAAGCGAUAUCCUAAGUUAUAUGUAGCUUCAGAAGUCGCAAAGGUAAUUGUGAACUGGCCAAGGGAGGAUAUGAAGCUCUCUGUCCAUACUCCUGUCAGUUUUGAGCAUGAUUUCAUUGAAGAUGAGAGUGCUGCUGAGCAAACUUUGUCGCCACCAAAAUCGGUGGACAAAGUACUUUUAAAGUCGGAGAAAGGAAUCACUGUGUGGAAUGCAAAGAUGAUUUUAAUGAGUGGGCUUAGUCAAAAUGCUUUGGAAGAGCUCUCAUCAGAAAGAAGAUAUGAUGAUAGGAUACCCCAUUAUUGUAACAUGCUGAGAUUUGCCCUUCUCAAAAAGGAUAAUGCUUUUAUGGCAAUUGGAGGCCCAUGGGAUGCAAUUGAUGGUGGUGAUCCAUCUGUGGAUGACUCUUCACUAGUUCGAACUGUUAUAAGAUAUGCCAAGGCUAUGACUGGACUGGACUUGACUAGUUGCCGUCGGUGGAAUCGUUUUCUUGAGAUACACUAUGAUAGAAUUGGGAAGGACGGCUUGUUCAACCAUAAGGAGGUUACAGUGUUAUAUGUCCCAGAUUUAUCAGAUUGCCUGCCUUCCUUGGAGAUAUGGAGGGAACAGUGGCUUGCUCAGAAGAAAGAAGUUGCUGAGAGAGAACGUCAGCUUGCUUUGAAAAAAGAGAAACGAGGGGAGAAGAAAGAUGGUGUGAAAGAUAAGAACCUUGAAUCCGUCAAAGAUCCUAAAGGUGACGUGAAAUCAGUGAAGAGGUCGAACGAAUUGUCUGGAGACGUAAAUGCAAACAAAAAAGAGAAAGAUGAGAACAGCUUGAUUGGGACUUCAGCUCUGCAAGUGGAUAUUGUAAACAAUAAGAAAGUCCAGGAAAAGGAUGUAUCUGAAAUUGAGGAAGGAAAACAAUUGGAGAAAAAGGUAGAGGAAGAAAAUCCUGGUCAGACAAGUGGUGUCACAAAAUCAGGUAAAAAGAGGAUUAUCAAGAAGAGAAUUGUCAAACAAAAAGUCUCCAAUAAGAACUCAGUUGCGGAGAACUCUACAGCACAGACUGAUAAGUUGGUGGACGAGGAUGUUGGAGAAAAGAAUUUAAACUCAGAAGUUGCGGGUCAGUUGGCCAAGACAUCUGCUACUCCAGUUGCUGCAAAGACUCUAAUUAGAAAGAAAAUUGCCAAGAAGAUUGUUAAAAAAAUUGUUCAGAAAGGAAAUAUAGUGCAGCCUGAACUAAUAGCUGCUAAGGAACCUGAGGGGUCUGAAGGAUCUAAGGGGAAAUUAGACUCAGGCAUUGCUACCGGGUUGCAAGAUUCAAGUGUGAAAACAGUUGUAAAGAAAAAAAUAAUUAAGAGAGUGCCUAAACGCAAGGCCUCUGCUUUGGGAACCAGUGACGGUGCUAAUGAGAGUGCUAAAGAUGUUAACAAGGAUGGAUCUAAGUUGGCUACGGCGGAAAAUGUCAUGAAGACUACAGGAGAGCAAACUACAGACGCUAGCAACCAAGGGAAGGAAGUCGAGUCAGAAAAUAAAGCGCUACCUAAAGUGAAUUUGAAACAAUCGGAGAAGCAAGCUAUGGGUAGUUCAAGUAAAAAGGUGAGCAAGGCUGUAGACGGCAAGAAGGUGAAAGAUCACAGCAAUAUCUCCAUGGAGGCAGGCAAUGGUGAGCAAACAGUCGGUCAGAAAGAUGGUGAUGCAGGCAGGAAUGAGAAGUCAAAUGAAAAAGAAAAAUCUAAAGUUGAAAAAGAAAGAAAAGACAAAGAUGGAAAAGUUGAAACUAGGAAUAAAUCAAAUAGAGAUGUAAAAGAAAAGAAAAAGCCCGAAGAGCCUCCUCGGCACCCUGGAUUGUUUCUACGCACGAAAGGGAGCAAGAACAUGAAACUGCGUUCUUUGUCGCUUUCUCUCGAUUCACUUUUGGACUACACAACCAAAGAUAUCGAGGAGUCAACAUUUGAGCUCUCUGUCUUUGCUGAGACCCUGUACGAAAUGCUUCAGUACCAAAUGGGUUCCCGUCUUUUGACUUUUCUCCAGAAAUUGCGCAUUAAGUUUAUAACCAAAAGAAAUAAACGGAAGAGGCAAAGGGACGUAUCUGCCAAGAAAAGUGAACAAGUAUCACCGGUAAAGCGUGUGAAAACUGACAAUCCUAGCGUGGAGGUCAAAGUUAUUGAAACAGAAUCAAAAGAUGAAUCUGUUAAACCCGAUACCAAGGAUAAAUCUCAAUCAAAUCUUGCUGAAUCGAUCAAAUCUGAAACAAAUACUGAGUUGCAAACAGAUGUUGGAAAAAUCGCGAAUGUGGAGGAUGGUAACUCCUCUAUUAAUGAGGAUAUAAAGGUAAAACCUGAUGACGAAACAGAUGAGGAUGAAGAUCCAGAGGAAGAUCCAGAAGAAGAUGAAGAAAUGCCAGAUGGGAGCCCACAUGACUCUGCUAAUGUGUUGCAACAGGAAAAGGAUGCGACUAAUAACAGUGCUACCGAAGCUGUCAAAUCUGACAAGGUCCCCGAGGAUGAGAAGAACAAAAACCAGGAACCUGCAAAAGAAACAUCAGAUACAAAGCCCAAGCUGGAAGCAGAGCGCAACCCAGAGGAAGCAAAGGCAGAUAAAAGGAAAAAGGAAUCUCGAGUGGUGGAUAAAGAAUUGCUGGAGGCGUUCAGAUUUUUUGACCGAAACCGAGUCGGAUACAUCAGAGUCGAAGAUAUGAGGUUAAUUAUCCAUAAUCUUGGAAAGUUCAUUUCACACAGAGAUGUCAAGGAACUUGUGCAAAGUGCACUUUUGGAGAGCAACACCGGUAGAAAUGACCAAAUUCUCUAUGAUAAAUUGGUGGUGAUGUCUGACAUUUGAAGAAUAUAUUUCGGAAAGAUCCAUUAUGAUUCUUCGCGAAAAGUUUUAGAGUUUUUGCCCUUUAGUUGACUUUUUAACAGUUUCUGGUGGUAAAUUUUACGCCCUAGUGUUGCAGCAAAUUUUACAUUUCUGUUUGAGAUUAGUACCUUGAAUAUUUUUGAAUCUGGCAGUCUGCUUAUUAUAUGAUACCAAACUUCACAUGGCCCUCUUUUUUUGGUUUGACUUAUAACUUGAUUUUGCA
Messenger RNA from Daucus carota subsp. sativus, 4685 nucleotides. RefSeq names its product protein SHORT ROOT IN SALT MEDIUM 1. The transcript has 21 exons. Gene Ontology annotation, molecular function: calcium ion binding. The coding region runs from base 167 to 4444 and encodes 1425 amino acids. Gene Ontology annotation, biological process: regulation of DNA-templated transcription. The record is from RefSeq and is a predicted model, not a curated record. NCBI's taxonomy places the organism in Eukaryota, Viridiplantae, Streptophyta, Magnoliopsida, Apiales, Apiaceae. Gene Ontology annotation, cellular component: nucleus.